AUGGCGACACCAGAAACAAGGCAGCGACCAAACAUCCUCAUCACUGGAUCUCCCGGCACAGGAAAAACGACUUUGGCUGCACAAGUUGCAGAAAAACUCGGCUAUGAUUUUAUUAACGUUAGCGAAGAAGUGAAAAAUCAUCGUUUGUAUUCGGAAUUCGACGAAGAGUAUCAAAGUCAUGUUCUCGAUGAAGAUAAGUUAUUGGAUCAUAUAGAGGAUCGAAUGAAUAGUGAUCACGGCGGAGUAGUCGUCGAGUAUCAUGGUUGCGACUUUUUUCCGGAAAGAUGGUUUGAUUUUGUCAUCGUGCUUCGUUGCGAUAAUACACUCCUUUAUGACAGACUAGCAGCACGCGGAUAUCCCGAUCGUAAAAUUCGUGAGAAUAUCGAAUGCGAAAUUUUUGGAUCACUUACGGAAGAAGCACGAGAAUCUUACCCAGCAGAGAGAAUACACGAACUAGUGUCUGAGACAGUUGAGCAGAUGGAUUCCAAUGUCGAUCAAAUAUAUCAAAUGGCUUCUGGGUGGAAAAAA
This is a messenger RNA of Mesorhabditis belari, 528 nucleotides long. Lineage: Eukaryota; Metazoa; Nematoda; Chromadorea; Rhabditida; Rhabditidae. The record is from the annotation of a GenBank genome assembly.